Durotheca rogersii is the source of this 768-nucleotide messenger RNA. RefSeq names its product translation machinery-associated protein 20. The transcript has 4 exons. Bases 1 to 768 code for a protein of 255 amino acids. Gene Ontology annotation, molecular function: RNA binding. Gene Ontology annotation, biological process: formation of translation preinitiation complex. The record is from RefSeq and is a predicted model, not a curated record. Lineage: Eukaryota; Fungi; Ascomycota; Sordariomycetes; Xylariales; Xylariaceae.
AUGCCUCUCGUCGUCCCGGGAAUCACCCAGAGCGCCUCGGACCCGACCACCGAGUGGGCCACCAAGCUGGUGGGCAAGACGGUGUCGGAAGAUGGCCACAGCGAGACGAACUUCUGCAAGAAGGACUUGCCCCAGAAGUGCCGUGUCAUUAAGCCGGGCAUGAUGGUGACGAAGGAUUUCGUCGAGGACCGUCUGAACGUCCACGUCAAGGCCGACGGCACCUCGAAGCUCAAGUCGUCGGUGCAGCGGUCGCUGCGGCAGUCGCUGCUGGCGACGUACCCGCUGCUGGGGCGGCACAUCGACGAGAUCCUGCCGAGGAAGAGCUCGCUGGAGGCGAUGAAGCUGCCGGACCGGUGCACGCUGUACGUGCUGGAGGGGCAGCCGCUGUUCUUCCAGCACGACACGGCGACGCUGCUGCCGCACCUGCGGCUCGUGCACCGCUUCCCGGGCGCCUUCCCCAGCGUGCGCAUCGACCGCGGCGCCAUCCGCUUCGUCCUCUCCGGCGCCACGCUCAUGGCGCCCGGCCUGACCAGCCCCGGCGGCCGCCUGCCGCACCCGGAGGAGCCCCACCUCGACGCCGACGAGCGCUGGUCCCGCGAGCUGCCCCAGGGCGCGCCGGUCGUGGUCCGCGCCGAGGGCAAGACGGAGGCCUGCGCGGUCGGCUUCCUGCUGAUGGGCACGCGCGAGGUCCGCGAGAAGGGCAAGGGCCCUGUCAUCGAGGACGCGCACUACCUCGGCGACGGGCUGUGGCGGCUGAACGUCGACUAG